CACUGCCAGUAAGAAAAAGGGAGCGAAGCGCGCACACUUAGCUUAAAAAAAGAGAAAACAAUUGGCGUUUUUUAUUUAAUUGUGUUGCUUUAACGCGAUGUACGGACUAAAGUUUACACCCGGAGGACGGAGAAAACCCGCGGGCGUACCCGAUAAGGUGGACAUGUCACUAGAUGACAUCAUUCGGUUGAAUAAAAAAGAGCAGAAGACAAAUAAGAAAGGAGCUGCCACGUACCGACGACCAGCCUUGAAGAAAGGUCGUCCAACUCAAGGGAAAAGAGUUUGGUCCAGCAAUGGUGGUCCAGUUUUAAAGGGUAACACAAAAGGUGGCGUGUUCAGACGAGGAGCGCCUAAACUCAGGAAUGGUAGACUACAGGUCAUUCAGGGUGUACGGCGUGGUCAAGGGGUCAUCACCGGGCUCGCAGCACGAAAGACAGCAGCCUUCUUCAGACCAACCCGUCAGAAAACAAAGCAGAAACCAGCGCCUGUCGUCCAACGCUUACAGCUGCCGUACAGGAAGCAGCAGGAACCACAGAGGAUACAAAAUAGGAUAGCAGUCAAAAGGCCAUUUCAACUGCGACGACGUCCUCUCCCUCCUGUGCAUCAGACGCAGAAAGAGGCUCGCCAGACCACAUUUCUUCAUAAUAGAGGACUGAAGGUUCAAGCUGUGGUCCACAAGGCAAAUCCUCACACACUUCCCAGCAGAAGUCGGCCAUGGCGCGCGUCAGCAAGCAACAAUGGAAUGCUAACUGUAUCAAUAGACAACCCCACCGCCAUGACUCAGCCCGAGCCCCCUUCCGCUUGGACUCUGCACCCGCCGACCGCCGGGUCGAUUCCCGCCGACCUGAAAACGGACGUAAAGAAGACGCCCAAAGGAAUCCCUCUCCAGUUCGACAUCAACAGCGUCGGCAAACCGCAGACGUCGAUAACGCUGAAUGAGAGAUUCCGCAUCCUAAAAGACCGGCGCACAGUCGCAGCACAAAGGGGGGUGUCCAGACUUCAGUGCGGCCUGUCUGCGUCUUCAGUUCGGUCACCAAGUCACCAUGCCUGCAGAGUUCCAACAUCUCCAUUGUAAAAACGCUCUAGAAGUCUAGAAUGAAAGAGUAUAUAAGUGAAUUGACAAGAGUGUGUACCUUCAGUGAUGAAUGAUGAGCAGAGGCAGAGUUUGGAGUGUCUUCUUUGGCUCGCUUUCCAUGUUUAUGUGCUCACUGUCCAGGUACUUGGAAAAUGUUUUUGUGCCAUUUGCCGUUUGACGCCCGAUAUCAUGCUAAUUAGCUGCCUGAAAGCGGGUGACUCCACUGUAGAAAUAGCCUUCAUGUCAGCUGCAUUCGGGCGGAAGGCGGUGUACACCCUGGACAAGUCGCCACCUCAUCGC
Molecule: messenger RNA, 1375 nt
Organism: Nerophis lumbriciformis (worm pipefish)
Lineage: Eukaryota; Metazoa; Chordata; Actinopteri; Syngnathiformes; Syngnathidae
Product: UAP56-interacting factor-like
Biological process (GO): mRNA export from nucleus
Cellular component (GO): nuclear speck
Molecular function (GO): mRNA binding
Source: RefSeq, a predicted model, not a curated record